GAAGCGCAGUGAUGCUGGGAUGGUCCAUCCGGGUACUUACGCACACGCGUAAUGUGUCACUUCCUAAUUCAAAGUAGCGUUGGACUGUGGACUUUAAGUCAUUCAAGUUAAAACCUGGGCAAAUUUAAACAGUUAUGGCUUCUGACUCCGAGCCAGGCGGCGUUUCGUUGCCUGUAGCUGGGAUAGUAAUAGCAGUAGUGUCGAGUUUCAUCAAUGGGUCUACAUUUGUGCUGCAAAAAAAGGGAAUAUUACGCUCCCGCGACAGAGGAGGCUCGUACCUCACGGAUGUGGUGUGGUGGACCGGCACUUUGUCCAUGGUCGUCGGUCAAGUUGGGAAUUUCCUGGCGUACAAUGUGGCCCCUGCUGUGAUAGUGACACCUCUAGGGGCCCUGGGAGUUUUAUUUGGGGCUGUGCUGGCCUCUUGGAUCUUGAAGGAGCAUUUAAAUAUCCUGGGAAAGCUUGGCUGCAUAUUAUGCUGCUGUGGCUCAGUCGUGCUUAUCAUUCAUGCCCCUAAAGCAGAGGCAGUAACAUCCAGACUGGAGCUCGAGGAGAGGCUAUCGGACCCAGUGUUUGUACUUUACGCCCUCCUGGUGGUCCUGCUGCUGGUCAUACUGAUCGUGUGGAUCGCUCCAGCUCACGGCAAAUCAAACAUCAUGGUGUACGUCGCCAUAUGCUCCCUCUUGGGAAGCUUCACCGUUCCAAGCAGCAAAGGGCUUGGCCUGGUUGCACAAGACGUCUUUGGAGGAGGAGGAGGACCCUCGAGCAGCGGAGCUCUGGCCCUCUUCCUGGGUUUGCUGGGGACGCUCGCCGUCAGCAUCCUGAUACAGUUCUUCUUCAUCAACAAGGCGUUGGAGUGUUUCAGCUCCAACGCGUUUGAAGCCAUAUACUAUGUGACGUUCACGUCCACAGUUAUUCUCGCUUCUGCUCUUCUCUUCAAGGAGUGGACUGCGUUAACUUUAACAGACGGCCUCGCCAUGCUUUGUGGUCUGGCGACAGUGUGCGUCGGGGUCGUUUUACUCCGCAUUUCCCAUGAGGCUUUGAUUACUUGGAAGAAGAAGACUGAUUGAGUUCAUGUGUACAUAACUUUUGUGCCAGUCUAUACUUGAUUUGUCCUGUAUGAAUUACUUUCACUUACUUGAAACAGCUUCUUAUGGAGCAGUUCUUACUUACUGUGUAAUGGUAACCAUUCCUUUUAUAAUACACAAGAAUGCGACUCUGAUCAUCAUGAGAGCAUCUGUCAUGUGCAAACACAGCCUGAGGGACGGAUAAUUUGUCAACAGGUUUUCACUGACAAACAGGCUCACAAAACACUGUUAAUUAGUUAAACAAGUGACGGAAAAUCAUUCUGUUUACUUUCCUGUAUAGUGUUGCCCUCGAGGCUUGAAUAGGCCUCCCCAUGCUCGACUCUAUCAGUGUGGAAUCAUCUACACUUUGACUUAUUCAGUGUGCCUCUCAAUUAUUCAGUGUAAUUUCAGAAGCAGUCUCUUUAGUGCGGGAGUUAUAUAGAAGAUAAGUGUCAACAGUGACUGAAUGUUCGUGUCUAAUGGAGGGAUUCAUAAAGCCGAUAACACCAAAUAUAAACGUUUGUUCUGUUGCCACUUUGUCAUGGCGUGCAGUGGCUAUACAGGUUAUACAUGUGCAAUUUAAAACGUCAUUUUGAUUGAUUAUUUAUUUACAUUCUUAAAAUGUUUACACUAAUACACCUUUUUCACAGCAGCCACGCUGACCUGAAAUAGUUGAGCAAACCAAUGAUACUAAUCAGGUCAAACAGAGUCAGGGUGCUGCUGUGGUGCACGUUGGUUCACUUUCACCUUAAUUAGUAUCAUUGGUAACGACUAUUUCUUGUCAGAACAGCUGCAGUGAAAAAGUUUUGUUUUUAUUACUGUAUGUGUCGCUUUGAGCCGGCUUUGUCAACCACGUGUGGUAUUGAAGGGUCCAUACGAAAUACACUGUGCAAGUCUUUGAUAAUUUGAUUUGGUUGGCUUGUUUUAAAGUGUUAAACUAAAUAAAACUACUUAUAUAUUACAUAAAA
Larimichthys crocea (large yellow croaker) is the source of this 2032-nucleotide messenger RNA. RefSeq names its product NIPA magnesium transporter 1 (gene nipa1). The coding region runs from base 135 to 1067 and encodes 310 amino acids. Gene Ontology annotation, molecular function: magnesium ion transmembrane transporter activity. The record is from RefSeq and is a predicted model, not a curated record. Gene Ontology annotation, cellular component: membrane. Lineage: Eukaryota; Metazoa; Chordata; Actinopteri; Sciaenidae. The transcript is spliced from 5 exons. Gene Ontology annotation, biological process: magnesium ion transport.